UUUGUUAGUCCAAAUUUGUAGUCACAGACACACAGAGAGAGAUAUGCUAUCGCUUAGACUUUGUUGUUCACGUUCGCUUGUAAUUUCGAAACCCUUUAUUGGUUUCGUGGAGAAACUCUCGCUUUCUUCGAGAAGAAACGUUUCGCAGAGUAGCACCAGAAACCUCUGCUUCUGUGCGAAGCUGCCCAUUGAGCCGAAUGGACUCACUUCUUCUCAAAAUCAUACUCCACAUGAUUCUCCUCUUUCUGGAAUGGAGGAAGUUCUUGGGAGCUAUGUAUUUGGGAAGAAGAAGGCAACAGAAGUUGCUCACUUGGUUUGGAAACAUGUUGUCCAGAAAGGGGAUAUGGUCAUUGAUGCCACUUGUGGCAAUGGUUAUGAUACUUUAGCAAUGGUCAAAAUGGUCGCUGAUGAAUCAGCCAGGGGAUGUGUUUAUGCAAUGGAUAUUCAGAAUGAUGCUUUAGAAAGUGCUUCUUCUUUGCUAGAAGAGUCACUUAAUCCAAACGAGAAAGAGCUUGUUAAACUCUUGCCCAUGUGCCACAGUAAAAUGGACAAAGUUGUUCCAGAGGCCUCUGUGAGGCUUGUUGCAUUCAAUUUAGGUUACCUUCCUGGUGGUGACAAAAAAAUAAUUACAAAGCCAGAAACAACACUACUUGCACUGGAAGCUGCAAAGGGAAUCCUAAUGCCAGGAGGGCUUAUCAGCUUGGUGGUUUAUGUGGGGCAUCCUGGCGGCUGGGCAGAAUCUGAGACUGUACACACUUUUGCUUCUAAAUUACCAGUUAACAAUUGGGUCUGCUGCAAGUUCCAGAUGUUAAACCGACCAUGGGCUCCCAUACUUGUUCUCUUAUUCAAAAGAUGAGUCAUUUUGUUUUCCUAGUUUUAAGGAUUUUUGUACUUAACCAUUUCCUACAGGCUCUCAUUCUUAUUUUAUGUAAAUAUUAUACAAUCGAUUGAAUCACAAUGCUUCUCUCAUCCCUGAUAUUUUCUUCAGUUUAUAAUAACUUCAUA
Quercus lobata is the source of this 1005-nucleotide messenger RNA. Its product is annotated as putative rRNA methylase YtqB. The coding region runs from base 44 to 856 and encodes 270 amino acids. Lineage: Eukaryota; Viridiplantae; Streptophyta; Magnoliopsida; Fagales; Fagaceae. The transcript is spliced from 6 exons. The record is from RefSeq and is a predicted model, not a curated record.